AUGGAGGAGGGGAAGGUGGAUGUUGACCUGAAAGACCUGCUGCACUUGGACCCCUCCAUCGCCAAUCCCUCCAACCGCUACAUCACCCUCCCCUCCAUCGCCCACCCCUCUAUCACCUACCCGUCCACCACUUACCCCUCCGUCGCCAACCGCUCCAUGCUCUUGGUCGUCUUGAUCCUGAGACGCAUGAGGAAAGAGAAGUCCCACUCGGCGCUCAUCGUCCUCUUCAUCCUCUCCAUCCCGAGACCUGUCUGGACCGUCUGA
Molecule: messenger RNA, 264 nt
Organism: Cryptococcus amylolentus CBS 6039
Lineage: Eukaryota; Fungi; Basidiomycota; Tremellomycetes; Tremellales; Cryptococcaceae
Exons: 1
Coding region: 1-264 (87 amino acids)
Source: RefSeq, a predicted model, not a curated record